Molecule: messenger RNA, 948 nt
Organism: Trypanosoma cruzi
Lineage: Eukaryota; Euglenozoa; Kinetoplastea; Trypanosomatida; Trypanosomatidae
Exons: 1
Coding region: 1-948 (315 amino acids)
Source: RefSeq, a predicted model, not a curated record
AUGGGCAAACUCGGUGCCGGGCUGGACGUGAAUGAGAGGCGCAGACCGGUGGGGUCCCUCUUCAUGGAGGCCAUGGAUCGCGACUCCAUCCGCCCUCGUGUCCGGCGGACGCUCCAUCACAGCCUGGCCGAGCGCAGCCUCCCCAACACGCCUUUCUCCCCGCGCCCGGACGAACCGGGGCGCACACGGGCAUUCUCCGCGGGAGGGCGACGUCAUUUCCCCGAUCGCAGCUGCGGCAAUCCCAUUGUGCCGGGCCCACCGGAGGUGCAUUCAGCGCGGAGGGCGGUCCCUAAACAAAUGGCCUCCCAUCUCGACUCCGCGGCUCAGGCCAUAUACGAAGAAAAACCAACGCUCUACUCACGACAACGGUGUAAACAACCACCGUUUGACGAAAAAAGCCCUUCUGUUGUGCCGCGGCCGCAUGCGUUAAAUACAAGUCCGCUAAAGCGGAGUCAUCUCUCACUUGGCUCACUGGCACCGAAGGAUGAACCCCCGAAGGAGCGAGCGGUGCCACCACCUAUGAUAAAGAAGCCGAUACGCUUCGGCAGGCGUCACACACCCGCGCCACGUUCUAAGAGCGCAGAGCAUAGAAGGGUAGGUAUUAAAAUGGUGCAUCCUCUUCCUCACUGGGAAAGUGUAACAGAGAAGCACGCGGCUUUCACUAGUUAUGGCAUUGAUGCCUACGCGAAGAAGGAUAUUCAUCAUAGAAACCAAAGUAAUUGGGAAAUAGGCUUUAUUCCUCCUGCCCCUUUCCGUAGGAGUGUGUCGACUGAAAACAGAAAAAAUAAUGCUGCGACACCUUUAAACAUGAACCCAUGGAGAGGAAGAAGAUACAGCUUUUCCCCAAGGCAAAGAGAUUACGACAUUAUCUCAUGGACCCCCCGAAGAGCUUUUAGAAUGGAUGAAGAAACAGGGAUAGAGGAAGGGGAGAGAAAUAUAGAGAGAUGA